Messenger RNA from Owenia fusiformis, 1583 nucleotides. The record is from the annotation of a GenBank genome assembly. Lineage: Eukaryota; Metazoa; Annelida; Polychaeta; Sabellida; Oweniidae.
CUCGCAAUUAUUCAGUAAAUUAUUGGCGGAAAUUUUGUUUUGCGAAAAUUUUCUAAAAGUUGUGUAAGAUUUGAAUUUAACCUUGUAAUUCGACAGAUGAAGUGACUUCUCUCGUUAUUAAACCAUCUACAUGAACUAAUGCAGUAAAUCACGAACAAUUAAACAACAUUUAAGAGUAGAAUACCUAACUGUAGACCCAGUUGUAACACCAGGCAUUUCCAUAUAUUUUGAGAAAUCCAUAUCACCAAGAUGGCAAUGCAAGUAGAGAGACAAGAGGACCAAGAAAUUGAAGAGGAAAACCUCGGACCUCAGCCAAUAGGCAGAUUGGAGGCGUCUGGUAUAAGUGCCAAUGAUGUGAAGAAAUUAGAAGAAGCUGGUUUUCAUACAAUAGAAUCUGUUGCUUUUGCUCCUAAAAAAGCCCUACUUGGCAUCAAAGGCAUAAGUGAGGCUAAAGCUGAUAAAUUACUGGGAGAGUCACAGAAGAUGGUGCCCAUGGGCUUCACUACUGCCACAGAGUUUCAUCAGAAAAGAUCUGAGAUCAUACAGAUUACAACAGGAUCAAAGGAGCUGGACAAGUUAUUACAAGGCGGAAUAGAAACAGGAUCAAUAACAGAAAUUUUUGGAGAAUUCAGAACAGGAAAAACUCAGCUAUGUCACACUUUAGCCGUCACUUGCCAAAUGCCUAUAGACGUAGGUGGUGGGGAAGGUCGUGCAAUGUACAUCGACACAGAGGGCACAUUUAGACCUGAAAGGCUACUGGCUGUGGCAGAAAAGUAUGGUCUUUCUGGCAAAGAUGUGUUGGACAACGUGGCAUAUGCAAGGGCCUACAACUCAGACCAUCAGAACCAACUGUUACUACAAGCUGCUGCUAUGAUGGCUGAAUCAAGGUAUGCCUUGCUAAUAGUUGACAGUGCUACAGCCCUAUACAGGACAGACUACUCAGGGAGAGGGGAACUAUCAGCCCGACAAAUGCAUCUUGCAAGGUUCCUGAGAACCCUUUUACGUCUAGCUGAUGAGUUUGGUGUCGCCGUGGUGAUAUCUAAUCAAGUAGUAGCUCAAGUAGAUGGCGCUGCUAUGUUUUCUGCAGACCCUAAAAAACCAAUUGGUGGAAAUAUAAUUGCACAUGCCUCAACUACCAGGUUAUAUCUGAGAAAAGGGCGUGGAGAGACGAGGAUAUGUAAGAUCUAUGACUCCCCAUGUUUACCAGAGUCAGAGGCAAUGUUUGCAAUCAAUGCAGAUGGCAUAGGAGAUGCCAAAGAUUGAGAUAUUCCUCAAAAGACAGUUGAAGGAAUAUGUGUAAAUAUUAACCACAUGUGUGGACUCUUGGUGCUGUUAUUGUGCAGUCUGGGAUCUUUGAAUCAGUAUAUGGAGCUAUAAGAACCAUCAUUAUUCCUGGGCUUAUUUUGUUUAGUAGGUCUAGAAGGUCUUUGAAGGUCUGUUUAAAGAAUAAAUUAAAUUACUUAGUGAUGUAAGGUGCAUAUAUUUGAUAGAGCAGGAAAUUGAAUGAAAUUGUAUCUUAGAAUGAAAGGCCAACCAGCAAACAAAUCAAUUUUAAUCUUUCCAUGAUUAUCAUGAAUUCAAAU